GCUUUCCUGCUUCUUUUGCAUCCCAAAGCAUAAGCUUAAAUCGGCUCAGAAGGACAAGGUCCGCCAGUUUAUGGCAGUUACCCAGGCUGGUGAAAGGACUGCUAUAUACUGCUUAAUGCAGAAUGAGUGGAAACUAGAAGUGGCAACAGACAACUACUUCCAGAAUCCAGACUUGUACUACAAAGAAUCCAUGAAAAUUUCAAUAGACAGAAAGAAAUUAGAACAAUUGUAUAACAGGUACAAAGACCCACAGGAUGACAAUAAAAUUGGCAUUGAUGGAAUUCAGCAAUUUUGUGACGAUUUAAAUCUGGACCCUGCUAGUAUCAGUGUUUUGGUCAUAGCAUGGAAAUUCCGGGCAGCGACUCAGUGUGAAUUCAGUAAAAAAGAAUUUGUAGACGGCAUGACAGAGCUGGGGUGUGAUACCACAGACAAGCUAAAAACUUUUUUACCAAGACUGGAACAAGAAUUAAAGGAUCCAAUGAAGUUUAAAGAUUUUUAUCAGUUUACUUUUAACUUUGCUAAAAACCCUGGGCAAAAAGGUUUAGAUCUAGAAAUGGCAAUUGCAUAUUGGAAUUUAGUAUUAUCAGGAAGAUUUAAAUUUUUAGAUCUUUGGAAUAAAUUUUUAUUGGAGCAUCAUAAAAGAUCAAUCCCUAAGGAUACUUGGAACCUUCUUUUAGACUUUGGAAAUAUGAUUGCAGAUGAUAUGUCAAACUAUGAUGAAGAAGGAGCGUGGCCAGUCCUAAUAGAUGAUUUUGUGGAAUAUGCAAGACCAGUAGUCACAGGAGGAAAACGUAAAGCUUCCUAACCAUAACUUCUCAGUGGACUAACUCUGCAGUCUUAACUGCAUCGGGUAACGAAGACUUUUGGCCAAUAACUGUGCACACUGUCACCGAUUUCAAAAGUUGAGGUGGGAUGCCACUGACAAAACAGAAAUCGCUACUUCUGCUGCAAGAAAAUGAUGGCUGACUCAUGGACACUGCAAGAAGAAAUUCAAAAGAUAGCCCAGGCUAUCUGUAGGAUACUGGCUUCAAUUACUGUACUGGUUGUAUUAUAUAGGAUGUAGAUUUUGCAUGAUUUUAUACUUUGGGAAAGUUUAACUAGAGGCCAUUUUAGUAAAAUUUUGACAGCACAGCAUGCCAUUCAGUUCAUAAUACAGGGUGAACACCAGCAGUUACAUAAAUGCAACUGUAUUAUAUUGUACUUAUAUUAAAAGCAGUAUUUGUGAUAUAUAAAUUAAAUCUCUAAAUAAAAUAUGUGGUAUGUGGUAUUAUUAUAUGUAUCUAAAAUACGUUGAGAGAAUACAGUGCAAUAUUUAUUGAUUUAUUUUCCUGAUGCAGAAUUGUGUGUUUCUAAAUCUUUUAAUUUCAACCUCCAUUU
Molecule: messenger RNA, 1377 nt
Organism: Notechis scutatus (mainland tiger snake)
Lineage: Eukaryota; Metazoa; Chordata; Lepidosauria; Squamata; Elapidae
Source: RefSeq, a predicted model, not a curated record